Telopea speciosissima is the source of this 2859-nucleotide messenger RNA. RefSeq lists its product as uncharacterized. Bases 407 to 2743 code for a protein of 778 amino acids. Gene Ontology annotation, biological process: protein transport. The transcript has 6 exons. The record is from RefSeq and is a predicted model, not a curated record. Lineage: Eukaryota; Viridiplantae; Streptophyta; Magnoliopsida; Proteales; Proteaceae.
UUUAAAUUUAAUGAGAGUAACCGCAACACAAGUGUCCAUGUAGUGGAACAGUUUUGGGGAAGAACAGAAUACAAAUUUUUUUUUUCUAUUUCCUUCUUCUUUAUAUUUUCCAAAUUUUGGUGGAAACCAACUCGCUCCACUCCUAAUAACUCCUCCAGAAAAAUAAGUGUGUUAGUUCAGACCUUGUUCUGCUGCUCUUCUUCUUCUUCUUCUUGGUUGCUCUUCCUUUCAGUCACGACUCAAUAAUGAAAACCCAUGAUUAACAAACAUGCUCUAACCAGUUUACACACAUGAUGAAUUUGCAGUAAUUGUGUCAUGAUCUUUUGUCCUUCUUCUUCCACUGUAACUCAAGACUGAAUUUGAUGAGCAGGAAGAGUGCAGCACUAGAUCACGAGCAACCCUCGACAUGUUCGAUUUCCUGUUCGGAUGGAGAAAGGCCUCUAAAUGCAAGAAACUGAUAAGGCAUGUUCAGUGCCGUCUGAAGCUCCUGAAGAACAAGAGAGGCACCAUUAUAAGGCAGUUACGCGAGGAUGUAGCUCAACUCCUCAAGCUUGACCAAGAGAAGAGCGCCUUCGCUCGUGUUGAGCAGCUAUUUAAGGACAAAACCAUAAUGGCCGCAUAUGAUUUGUUGGAUCAUUUUUGUGAAUUCAUUGCCCUCCACUUUCCCUAUAUUCGCAGACACAGGGACUGUCCGAAUGACAUAAAUGAAGCUGUGUCAAGUCUUAUAUAUGCAGCUGCAUGGUGUGGAGAUUUGCCUGAGCUUCAAAUGCUUCGGAAGCUAUUUGGAGAGCGCUAUGGGCACAGAUUUGUCAUUACUGCUGUUGAAUUACUCCCGGGGAAUCUUGUGAAUUCUCAGAUAAUUGAGAAGCUCCGGAUAAAGUCAAUUCCAGAAGAUGUGAAGCUUGGUUUGUUGGAUGAGAUAGCUAAGGAUUACAGCAUUCAAAGGAAAACUACGUGGAUAAUGGAGAGUUUUGAACUGCGAAACCAGCAGAUAUAUAAUCUUCCUGUGGGAACUGAGGGACCUCAAGAUCAAGUCAAUGAGAAAGAUACUAAAGUUAUCUAUCACAGUGAAGGAGCUGACAUAACAGCUUCAAAUUAUGAAACUACUCAAGGAAAAGCGCUUCCUAGCUCCUUACCAGUUUGCGAAAAUUCUGAGUCUCCCAAAAAUUUGAAUAUUACCCAAAGUUCCUCCGGUGCUAUCAUUGUUGCACAACCUCGAAUAGAUACUCUAGAUUCUUUUGUCUGUACCCCAAGUCAUAAAAAUGCAGUCAGAGCAGGGAAGCAUGGAGAACUGGAUCCUUCGUUCAAACACAGAAUGACACCUAAACUAUAUUCUGGAGGGAGUAAUCUAAGGAACUGCAGUUCAAGAUAUCCAUCUAAUUUCUCUCAGAAACAUAAAGUGGAAGGAACAACAACAACUGCAUCUGAAAGUUCAAUUCAGUUUCCAGAGAUGAGUGUUAUUUAUCUUGAUGACAUAGAGGAAUCUAAUGCCACCAUAAAAGAUGGCAAAUACAAGGACCAAAGAAUAUUUAUAUUCAAAUCAAUCAACAUGCCUACUAGGAAAAAUCUUGGAUCUGAAAUAGUUAGCUUGUCAGAUUUAUAUGGUUACAAUGGUACUGAAAAGCAGAUAGAGAAAAGUGAACCGUGGGAUGGAAGAGUGCAAUCCAGGAGCUCUAGAAUGAGGACCAAGUCAUCGGGGAAAAGAUUGAAUAGGAGAUUACUCUCUUGGGGUAGUCAAGUAUCCCACUCUUCCAUGAGCAUGAACGAUGUUGAAUCUGCACUUUACUAUGGUGACCCUUGUGACAAUUCAUCAAAUGAAGACCCUUUCAGACAUAAAAAUCAUCACCCGAAAAAACAUCAGCGUAAGAUGCCAAUUGAAGAUAGCCGGGAUUUCAAAUACAGAAGUCAAAAGAAUAAACUUCCAUUACUUCGACAAGAUGAUGAUACAGGGGAAACAAAGAAGGAAAUUUGUGGUAAGGCUAUGGAAGGGAAGCCUUUCUAUAACAGUGACUGCAGAAUUGACCGUGAAAUGGUUAUUGAUUGUAGCUUGGAGCAUCCAUGUUAUUUCUUUACAAGAAAUGAUAAAGAUGAGGUGGAAAACAUGUGUAUAAAGCAACAUAAGGGAAUUAGAAUGGGUAUGGAUUUUCCAUCUCAAAACUGUCAACAAAAAUGGCAAGGCCAUUGCUGCAAUUCACCAAAUGAAGAAGAAGCAUUCAAAGGUACUACUGUCAUGAACCAUAGAAGCUAUGGAUAUGCACCAGACUACAAGGGCGUAAGUGGCAACAUACAAGUCCAGGAAAUGGGAUGGGACUCUUCCCCUCAAAGAGACUGCCAGUAUAUGGUUUCUAUGUAUGCUGUUACAGACUACAAAAGUCCUGUCCCCAACAUGAGGAGCAUGAAGGAAGAGAGUGUUGAACAAGGAAUAUCAGAUUUUCCAGGCAGUUGUGUCUCUUCCCAUGGUUCUUGUUCAUCAAUGACAAGUCCAUUGACAGAGAGAUUGAGGCAGCCACCUUAUCUAAGGGCCCAGACAAUGCCGCUUGAGCGACCCCAAAAUGGAUCAAGUGACGUUAAAGUUAUCCGUUCUGCGUCCUUUCAGUUAAAACAAACCAAUAAUUCGACAGGCAGCUCUUCAUCCUCUUCCUCCAGCCAUGUCCAUCCUAAGCUGCCGGACUAUGAUGACUUGGCAGCCAAAUUCAAAGCACUCAAGAAAGAGCAUCUACAAAGUAAGUUCCAAUCAGGCUAGCAAUGGUUUAAGCUGUGGGUGAGCCUAUCCAUGUUCAUCUGGCUGCUGCUUAAUGCACAUUGGAGUGUGUAUAUUUGGUCCCAAUUCUUCUCCAACCAUAAUGCUGGGUAUCGCUA